UUACCCUCCUCCGUACUACAUGAACUGAAAGUUAGCAGAAAUGAAAUUUGUUGUAACUUCUCUGCUCUUUGCCCUUUUUCUAUGGCAGACUCAAGCUCAGGGAACAUGCAUUCAACUAAAAGUGUGAAAGUUUGUUAAGCUCAACAUAUGGAGUAAUAGUGUAUAGUACAGUACAUAUCUGUGAAAAAUAGAACAUUCAAGAAGGAUGAAGGAUCCAGAGUUCUUGUCGAUGCUUGUACAACUUUCUGAUGCAAUCAGCAAGAAAGGUGAAAAGUAUGUAGACCUGUUGAGGGUUCUGUACAGAGAUCUUGCAAAUGUUAAAUCAGAUUUGGAGAAAGCUAAGUGUGCAUUUGAUUUAUUUCAAUUGCUAAUAGCACCUGGAAUUUUGAAGCCAACAGACAUUUCAGUUUUGUUUGAAACAAUUGAACUAACUGGAUUGAAAUAUUUGAUAGAGAUAAUUAAGAGAUAUGAGACAUAUCCUGAUGAAGUGAAGAUCACUCAAUUUUCACCACAUCGUCAACAGGUUGUUGCUCUGGGAAAAGACUUUUCAGUUAAAGAUCUCCAGAAAGUUAGUCAGUUAUUCGAAGGCAAUUUUUCUAGUCCAUGGAAAGUGAUUCAACAUCUUGAAGAUACAUCUGUUUUAACCGAAAAUAGUAUGUCAUCAUUUCUUCAACGUUUGAAUGAGAAUAAAGUAAAUGAAGAUUUUAAUCAACUGCUUGUGACAGUAUCUGAUGCAAUCAGCGUGAAAGGUGAAAAGUAUGUAGACAUGUUGAGGGUUCUGUACAAAGAUCAUGCAGAGAUAAAAACAGAAUUGGAAGAAGCUAAAUCGGCAUUUGAUUUAUUCCAAAUACUAAGAGUUGCUGACAUUUUGAAAUCAACAGAUAUUUCAAUUUUAGUUGAAACAAUUGAAGUUACUGGAUUAAAGUAUUUGAAGGAGAUAAUUAAGACGUAUGACACAUAUCCAGAUGAAGUGAAGAUCACUCGAUUUUCAGCACAUCGUCAACAGGUUGUUGCUCUGGGAAAAGACUUCUCUACCAUAGAUAUUCAAAGGAUUGGUUGGAAGUAUGAAGUUCCAGAUGACUUCUGUUCUAAUCCAUGGAAACUAAUCACAUUUCUGGAAAGUAAUGGUAUUGUUUCCAAAGAUAACUUGUCAUCAUUUCUCAUGAAUUUGAAAAGAGUUGACAAGUCAGGACAAUCAGAACAACCUCAAAGUUCGAAGGCAGAUGAAGGUAAAUCAGGAAAAUCAAAGCAACCGAGAAAAAAGCGAAAAUUGAACAAAGCUAUUGGAGAAGCAUCAAUACCAAAACAACCAAAAUUAGACAAUUCAGGACAAUCAGAACAACCAAGAAGCUCAUGGUCAGAUGAAGAUAUAAUAAUAAAAAAUUCCCUGAUGAAAAUGCAGAAAGAACUGUAUCAGGAUGAGAAUCGUAUUACACCAGCAAUCUGGCAUAAAAAUCAUAAAGUAGAUAUUGCACAAGUUUUCACUGAACUCAAGUUGCUGCAAUCUAAAAAAGAAGACAAAGGAAAAGAAGACAAGCCAACAUGUACAAAAAAGGAAGGUAGACCCACAUCGUUAACAGAGGCAUUAAGAGUUAUUAAGUCAACAGAUUCAUGUAAAGUAUUAAUAACAGGGGAGGGAGGAAUGGGUAAGACUACCCUCCUUAAAUAUGUUGCUCAUCAGUGGGCUACUGAUGAUGAACAUGUCUUUGCUGAUAAAUUAUUGUUUUUGAUAAAUAUCAGGGAAAUUAAAGCAAGUAAAACGUUCUUGGACAUAAUAUUGAACAAAGUUGAUUGCAAAGCAAUCAUUUUUAAGAACAGUUUGUCAUAUGAUUCAGUUGAAAGGUUCUUGGUCACACAUGAUGAUGAAAUAGUAAUUUUGUUAGAUGGAUAUGAUGAGUUAGAAAGAAAUGCUAAAGACCCAAUUGAUCUAUUUAAAAGAAGUGAAUUUCAAAAAAGCACGGUGGUGAUAACAUCUCGACCUGACCACACAGCUGAUUUGGCUGAUCGCUGUGAUGUACAUAUUGAAGUAAUGGGAUUCAGUCCAAGUAACAUAAAAAAGUAUAUUCAAAAUCAUUUUCAUUCAAUCAGUAAAAUCGAAAUUGGUGAUUCUUUAAUGAAAGAGUUUAGACUUGAUUCAAAGCAUACAUUGUUUUGGGGUGGUAAACACAAUGAAGCGUUUGAAUUGUGCUCGUCUCCACUGUUAUUGCUUCAGAUUUGUACCAUUUGGGAACUAAAACGUGUUCUUCCCACAUACUUAACCGAUCUUUUCAAGGAACUCAUUUGUUGUAUUUUAAAUCAAUACCUAAACAGGCCUGGCAAUAAAACUGCUAUUGCCAAUUUUGAGAGAAUUCCUGAUGAAUAUAUAUCUGCCUUUUUAAUUUUAGGAGAAUGUAUGUAUGAAGGACUAAAGAAAAAUGUACUACCUAUUGACAAAUACGAUUUGUCAAAGAUGGCAAAAAAUGAUGAAUUAUUAAAUUUAACACUGGAAAUCGGGUUUGUUUAUGAAGAUACCCCUAUUAAUCCUGGGGAUGUAAGGGAGAUGUACACACCACCACAUAAAUUAAUGUCGGAGGCACUAGCAGGGCUGUACCUGUCUACAGAAAUUCAGGAAGGGAGUUCGAAGGUUGAGUAUGAGGAAAUCAGAUGUAAUGAUUAUUUAAAUAUGACAAGGGUGUUUGCAAUAGGAUUUUUAGGUGCUGAUGCUGAUAAGUUACUGAAACCAUGGUUGAUAGUCAGGGCCUCACAUUAUCGCUCAAUAGUAGAAUGUUUAGCACAUGUAAAGAAAGAGCAUGAAGAUGAUAUUCUACUGAAAUUGGAUAACCACAUGACCAACGAUAUGAAAGCACAUAAUAAGCAAAUGUUAGAAACAUUUAAAAUUCUUCUAAAUGACUUAGCAUGUAGUGGACAAAUAUUGGAGUCAUCUGGAAGUCUUCUAAAUGAUGACUUGUUAUCAUGUAUUCAUUUAUUAAAAUUCCUAAAGAUGACCAUGGAAGAUUUUUUAGAUGCGUUUGAUGAUAUUGAAGAACAAAUAGUAUCUUUGAUAAAUAGGUGCAGGGAAAGGCGGUGUAAAAUUGUUGCACAUACCUUGGUGUUACUUGAAAUAUUAGAAAAGUAUAUUUUUCCAUACGAUUUACUUGUUUUACUUAAAUGUAUUUCAACAUGGGAUAAGGAAGAAAUCAAUUUACUUUCAGCAGAGAUGGAAAAACAUUAUUUAAAAUAUGAUGUUUCUAAAACUAAGAUUGAUUUUAAAAUGUGUUCAACAUUCUUGAUUAAUCUCCUUAAAUAUGCAAGUGACUUAGAAGAAUUGUAUAUAGAAAAUACAGUAUGCAAUAGCCACACAUUGGUCACAGGUGCUACACUCAAUGAAGUUAUUAAUGAUUUGGACAAUGCCAAUAUAAACUUAGAAUUAAAACGCCUUGAUUUUCAAGGCAAUGAUCUAAAUGAUAUUGAUGGAACAUUACUGGGGAAAUUAUUUAAAAUAGCUCCUAAAUUAAAAUAUCUAAAUUUAAGAAACUGUAGGCUAUCAGGUGGUACUUUGAGGGCAAUGAUCACAGAAUGCCAGAACAGUGAAGAUACAGUAGACCUUGGCUAUAAUGACAAAAUGAAAAAUUUAAACACAUUCCCCAAACUGAGUUAUUCAGACAUUAAAAACUGUAGGAUGACAGAGGAAUGUGGUAGGAUGAAUACAGUUUUGAAACGCUACAGACUUGUACUGAAGGACAAAGACCUUUCAGAUAUUGAUGCUGGUAACCUAGAAAUGCUGGUUGAAUCUGUUGGUGAAAAUAUAACAUUGAAUUGGCAAGUGAUAAAUUUGAGUAGGAUUAACCUGUCUUCAAUAAGUGGUAAAACAUUAGCUCGUCUGUUUAAAAUCUCUCCAGACCUGGACAAUAUUGACAUGAGUAACUGCAGUUUAUCAGGCAGGAUUGUUAAUGAGAUGAUGGAAGAAUGUUCUGGUAACCUAGAAAUGCUGGUUGAAUCUGUAGGUGAAAAUAUAACAUUGAAUUGGGAAGUGAUAAAAUUGAGUAGGAUUAAUCUGUCUUCAAUAAGUGGUAAAACAUUAGCUCGUCUGUUUAAAAUCUCUCCAGACCUGGGCAAUAUUGACAUGAGUAACUGCAGUUUAUCAGGCAGGAUUGUUAAUGAAAUGAUGGAAGAAUGUUCUGAUAACCUAGAAAAACUAGUAGAAUCAGUAGGUGAAAAUAUAACAUUGAAUUGGCAAGUGAUAAAAUUGAGUAAGAUUAACCUAUCUUCAAUCAGUGGAAAAAUAUUAGCCUGCCUUGUUAAGAUCUCUCCAAACCUGAUCCAUAUUGACUUGAGUUACUGCAGUUUAUCAGGCAGGAUUGUUAAUGAAAUGUUUGUGGAAUGUAGUAUUAUGAAUGCAGUGUUGGAUGUCAACAUGCUCAAUCUGCAGGGCAACAACCUUUCAGAUGUUGAUGCUGAUAACCUAGAAAAGCUGGUCGAAUCAGUAGCUGAAGAAAAUAUAACACUAAAUUGGCAAGUGAUAGAUUUGAGUAAUAUUAACCUAUCUUCAAUCAGUGGAAGAACAUUAGCUUGCCUUGUUAAGAUUUCUCCAGACCUGGUCCAUAUUGACAUGAGUUACUGCAGUUUAUCAGGCAGGAUUGUUUAUGAAAUGAUAGAAGAAUGCU
Molecule: messenger RNA, 4643 nt
Organism: Anneissia japonica
Lineage: Eukaryota; Metazoa; Echinodermata; Crinoidea; Comatulida; Comatulidae
Exons: 14
Biological process (GO): regulation of apoptotic process
Molecular function (GO): protein binding
Source: RefSeq, a predicted model, not a curated record